This is a messenger RNA of Striga hermonthica, 1563 nucleotides long. The record is from the annotation of a GenBank genome assembly. Lineage: Eukaryota; Viridiplantae; Streptophyta; Magnoliopsida; Lamiales; Orobanchaceae.
AUGGCCACCAUCUUCCAAUCUCUGGACUGGCUUCUCCUCGUUGUCCUACUUCCCCUAAUCCUCCACCUCCUCUACAGAAUCGUCCGACUUGGCAAGCAACCCAGCGAGCCCACCAACUGGCCGGUGGUCGGCAUGCUGCCGGCGGUCCUCCAGAACAUCCACCGGGCCCACGACUACGCCACCGAGGUCCUCAGCCAGUGUGGUGCCACCUUCGAGUUCAAGGGCCCAUGGCUCUGCAACAUCGACAUGGUCUUCACCUGCGACCCGGCCAACAUCCACCACAUUUUCAGCAAGAAUUUCCCCAACUACCCUAAAGGCCCCCGAUUUCGGAAAAUCUUCGACAUCUUGGGCGACGGGAUUUUCAACUCCGAUUUCGAAUUGUGGGAGGUCCACCGGAGGACCACUCUCGCCUUUCUCACCCGACCCGAUUUUUCCCGGUCGCUCGAAGGGCUUGUUUGGGCCAAGGUCCAAAACGGGCUCUUGCCCGUUCUCGACGGGUUCUGCGAAAGCGGGUCGGAUCUCGACCUGCAGGAUAUUUUCCACCGUUUCACUUUUGACAAUAUUUGCAAGCUCGUGUUGGGUCAAGACCCGUGCAGCCUGCGGGUCGGGUUGCCCCGAGUUGACUGCGACAAGGCGUUUGACCACGCUGCCGAGCCGCUCCUGCACAGACAUAUAAUACCGGAGACCAUUUGGAAGAUCCAAAAGUGGCUCAAUAUUGGAAAUGAAAGGGUUCUGAGGGAUGCACGCCGGGCGUUCGAUGAAUUUAUCUAUCCUCGAGUGAAGCUGGAAAACGAAAAUGAGGAGAGUUACGAUUUUAAUGUGUUGAGAGUUUUUAAAAUGUUGUAUCAGGAGAAAAAAAUCGACUCGUCUCGUGAGUUGAGUGAUUUUCUAAGGGAUACGGCCUUGAGUUUGAUGUUUGCCGGCCGGGACACGACGAGCACUUGUCUGACAUGGCUCUUCUGGCUCUUAGCCACGAACCCUUUGGAGGAAAGGAAGGUUCUAAAUGAAAUCGAGCGGGAAUUGGGUUUGAACCAGAAUGACAGUAGUAGUAGGAGUAAUAGUAGCAGUAACAGUAAUAAUAAAUGCAGAUUUUUUAGUGUUGAGGAAUCUCGGAAACUAAAUUAUCUGCACGGCGCAUUGUGCGAGUCGCUUCGGCUUUUCCCCCCGGUGGCUUUGGAGCACAAGACCCCAAUCCGACCCGAUCAUUUGCUGAGCGGGCUUUACCUCAAACGGCACACGAAGGUCAUAAUCUCGUUAUACUCGGUCGGGAGAAUGGAGGGUGUGUGGGGUAAAGAUUGCUUGGAAUUUAGGCCCGAGAGGUGGAUAUCGGCAAAAGGGGGCAUCAAGCACGAGCCAUCUUACAAGUUCCCCGCGUUCAAUGUGGGACCUAGGACGUGUUUGGGUAAGGAAAUGGCUUUUGCUCAGAUGAAAAUGGUGGCCGCAACAAUCUUGUACCGUUACAAAGUUCGACUCGUUAAAGGCCACACGGUGGCCCCACGUGACUCGAUUAUACUGCAGGCGAGGAAUGGAUUGAGAGUCACCUUGUCGAGAAGGAGCGUAUAA